This is a messenger RNA of Danio aesculapii, 2886 nucleotides long. It is a transcript of the gene arhgef28b, whose product is annotated as rho guanine nucleotide exchange factor 28. Gene Ontology annotation, biological process: regulation of Rho protein signal transduction. Gene Ontology annotation, molecular function: guanyl-nucleotide exchange factor activity. The transcript has 24 exons. Lineage: Eukaryota; Metazoa; Chordata; Actinopteri; Cypriniformes; Danionidae. The record is from RefSeq and is a predicted model, not a curated record. Bases 1 to 2787 code for a protein of 928 amino acids.
AUGCUUGUGUUUCAUGAUGAGCUCACAACUAAUUCAACAAACAGUUCGCUCACCAUUACAAACAGCAUCAACACCCUGCAGGCUGGUGAGGAUCAGGCAAUUUAUCCUCAGGACUCAAUUGAUUUUGAGUCAGACUCUACAGCAUCUGAACAAGACUCUCCCAUGCAAGACCAUUUUCCCAUCUAUAGUCCACAGAAUGAUCUAUUCCCCUUCAAUGAUGAAGAAACAUCUAGAGAGAGCAGAAGUAUGUGGCACAGCAAGUCAGAGGAGGAAGAGAAGAAGUUCAUCCCUACAUCCAAAAGUGAUACAGAGAAAUAUAAAGUGAGUCGAACGCUAAGCUUCCUCAGGAGCCGAAUGGUCAACACCAAAAUAAAAAACAAGGUCAAUGCAGAUGUUUCCUCAGCUUUGCACCAGCUCUGCUCACUGCAGGAGCCUGUUAAUACAGCUUGUGCAGUCUGUGAGGAAAUGAACAGUGAUGAACCACAGCAGUGCACAUACUGCUCCAUGAUCAUUCAUAAGGCCUGCUGUGAUUCUGCCCCUCUGUGUUUAAAGAAUCCUCAUCAGGCACUUCUGAAAAGCGCAGACUCUUCAAUAUUAAUUUACUCGUCCAGUCAGAGUUCUCCAUCUCUGUCUCUGGUCCCUGAGAGUAGCACAGUAUCACACAGAAAAAGGAGUAACAGCGAGGGGUGUGGCCAUAAUGUCACUCUGCGGAAAAGCAAGUCAUUGAUUGGUCAUUUUUCUGUAAGCUCCACCUCCAAUUCAUCAGCUCAGAUUUCAUUUGACUACUCUGCUGAAUCAUGGAGUGCAGUUGUAGAUGCUGAAUUCAGCAGGACACUGAAGAAAGAGGUGGUCAAGAGACAGGAGAUCAUCUAUGAGCUGAUGCAGACAGAAUUUCACCACGUCCAGACGCUCUCCGUUAUGGCUGAUGUUUUGAGACGGGGUCUGCAGGAGGACGUGCAGCUGGAGCAGGACAUUAUCAGUCAGAUUUUCCCCAGGCUGGAUGAGCUCUUAGCUUUACAUAGGAACUUUCUUUUAGACAUGGAGACCAGACAGAGGGCGUCUGUUUAUCCAGGAGAACACAAGAACUACAUCAUUCAGCAAAUCGGUGAUGUCCUGUGUCAGCAGUUCUCAGACCCGAAUGCUUCUCAGAUGAUAGAGUUUUAUGGCGAUUUCUGCAGUCAGCAUCCAGAAGCGCUGAAGAUUUAUAAGCAGCAGUUGCAGAACAACAGGAAACUGCAGAUAUUUCUCAGACAGCAGAGCACCAAAUCUGUCAUCAAACGACGCGAAAUCCCAGAAUUCCUAUUGCUCGUGACUCAGAGAAUCACAAAGUACCCUGUUCUGAUAGAGAGACUCCUUCAACACACUGAUGAUAGCAGUGGCGAGCAUUAUGACAUUGCAAUGUCACUGGAGGGUCUGCGUGCGGUUAUAGAGGAGGUGGAGCGGCGUGUGGGAGAGUACGAGCGUUUAAAGAAGCUGCAGGACAUCAUCAGUCGACUAGACAACAAGAGCUGCACUCGUCUGAAGAACGGAGAGAUCUUCAGCAAACAAGACUUGCAGAAACCACAACGAACUCUUACUCACUCCUCAGUGCUGACAUGCAGGACCACCUCUGGCAGACUCAAAGAUGUUCUGGCAUUGCUCCUCACAGACGUUCUGGCUUUCCUUCAGGAAAAAGAGCAGAAGUUUGUCUUUGCUGCGUUGGAGCAGAAACCCUCCGUGAUGCCCUUGCGAAGGCUUAUCGUGAGGGAAAUAGCCAAUCAGGAGCGAGGACUAUUUCUCAUCAGUAGUGACUGCUCUGUGGGGCCGGAGAUGUACGAGAUACACACACAGACUCGUGAGGAGCGCAACAUGUGGAUGACACUGCUGAGACAGGCCGCGGAGAGUCUUCCUGAUGACCAAACCAAGAAGAAUGAGGGGGAAAUUAAAGUCAAGAAGAUACAGAAGCUACAAGAGGCGCUGUUUUCACUGGAUCUGCAGGUGUGCUCCGUCAUUGAGGAGAAGUUAAGGAUCUGCAGAGGCUCUGGUAGUAGAUGGAGUCUGGCUAGCUGUCGCCUUCUCGUUCAACCCCACCCUGAAAACACCCCUCAGUGUGUCACAUUACUGUCUGAUGCACAAGAAGAGGUGGUGAAGCUGGCUGUCACCUUGCUGUCUUGGCUUUUCCCAUGCAUAUUGUCACCAAGUACCCCUGACGGCUUUAUUGAGGAAAGAGCCAACUAUAAUGAACAAAAUUUGCCGAGUAGGAGCAGGAGGAGUGGUCUGGUAGGAACAGGGGUCGGCCCUCUCACAAUGGCCCCGAUAAACCCCGCCCCUCAAAUUUAUUUAAAGGUAGCGGAGGGUGUUCACAACUUAAUCCAUAUACUCUACAGUCUGCAGGCUGCUAUAAUAAUCCAAGACAGCUGCUUUGAAGUUCAAAAUCUCCUCCUCCUGGAGGGAGAAGCCAGUGAUUAUGAUGUCAAAAGGCAGAGUUUGGAGUAUGGUGUUGUUGGCUGUGGAACUGCGGCUGUGCAACAGACAGAACUGGAGCAGAAAGAGAGAGAGCAUGCUGAACUAAUGGACAGACUGACCAAAGAGAGCGAGCAGUUUGAGCAGGAGCUGCGGCUGUUUGAGGAGGAAAUGAAGAAGCUGAGAGAGGAGGAGAAGAGAGUGAAAGAAGAGAGAGAGCAAUUAAAGGAGGAGGCCAAGAGAGUGUCGAAAGAGAAGAAGAGUCUGGAGACAAAGAUAAGACUCAUUCAAAAUCCAAAUCCUCGUCAAAUCAUCCUGCCUUGUAUAACACCACAGGAGAACUGAACUACAUUCAUGUAUAUUGUAUAUACAGUGGGGGAGCUAGGUAUUAAACAUGUCAUGUUUUUCCUGGGAAUAAUAUUUCUAAAGGAGCUGUUGACAUGA